Messenger RNA from Aphis gossypii (cotton aphid), 3319 nucleotides. Its product is annotated as zinc finger MYM-type protein 1-like. Gene Ontology annotation, molecular function: protein dimerization activity. Lineage: Eukaryota; Metazoa; Arthropoda; Insecta; Hemiptera; Aphididae. The transcript has 3 exons. The record is from RefSeq and is a predicted model, not a curated record. Bases 1197 to 3167 code for a protein of 656 amino acids.
UAAUAAAAUAAUAUGUUCAUAAGUGUUAUUUAUGUAUGCAAUAUCCAAUAAGUUCAACGUUUUUUACAUUUUAAAUAAUUAUUAAUUAUGGAGUCUACCAAGAAAGGAAUUAAAAGAAAAAACACUAUUUUAACAUACUACACAAAAACACCUAAAUUACAAGCUGAUUAUCUCGGCGAAAAGGACAAAUUAAAUGAAACAGAAGUGGUAGUAUCAUUAGCUGAAUCUGCAGUAACUCCAUUAAAUCACAAUUUACAAUCCAUGUCUAAACAGCACAAUGAAAAUAACAAAUUAAUUGAAUCAUCAGCUCUUCAAACAGUUAUUACUCCUACACAAAUAGAUAUUGGUUUAUUUAUUGGUCAAUUUGAACAACCCACAUCUCAGGUAGAAAAUAUUUUUACUUGUAUACCUAAUACCUUAUAAAAUAAUAUUUUAGAUUUUAAGUUGUAAAUGAUUUAAGUUAAUUAAUAUUAUCUGUUUAAUAUAUAUAUAUUAAUCAGUAUAAUAUGAAAUAAGUGCAUAUAAUACAAUGUGUUGAAAGAAGAAACAUAGUAAUAGUACAGUAUACUGUAGUUCAGAGAUCACUGUUUAAAUAGUAAAAGUAAAGUAUAUUAUAAUUAUUGUUAAGUAACUUUUAUUUUAGGUUUUUUUAUCAAAAUAAUGCUUUUUGCAUCUUGACUUCUUGAUAAUAAUUAUUGAAUACAUUUGCUGCAGAACUAAAAUUUACUAAAAUGUACAAUAUAUCUCUAGAAUAAUUAUAUUAUGCUUUUUGUACAUUUUGCUAAUCUGCACAUAUUAUAUACCUAAAUACAUAAUGCAUGGGGCUUUCAAUUUUGCAAGUUAUAAAAUUAAUGUUUAUUUUCUGUAAAGUGCAUGUAUUAUAUUUUUUGUUAUGAUUACAUUCACAUAUUAUUAUACCUAUAACUCAAUUUUAAUUCUGAUUGCAUCUAAUUCUGUAGUCAUGUAAUCUGUGGCACAACUAUGCUUAAUGCUCAACGCUUAUUGCUUUUUUUUAUUUUUUUAAGGUUAACUCUUCUCAUCGGUAUAACAUUUUAAAGAACACAUUUAAUCCUGAUACAACAUUUAAAUUUCCUGGUAGUGGUAAAAGGAAUCUUAAAUUUCAAAUUAAUUGGCUUAGUAGAUGGAAAUGGUUGGCUUAUUCAGUAUCUUGCGAUGGUGCUUUUUGUAAAUAUUGUAUGUUGUUUUGUCCAAAAGAAAUCAACACUCAAAAACUAGGUCAACUUGUCUUCGAAAAAUUUAGUAAUUGGCACUGUGCUGUAGAAAAAUUUAAUGCUCAUCAAAAAACAAAUUAUCAUAUUACUGCCACAUUAAGAGCUCAUGAAUUUUUGUCUGUAUUUGAAAAUAAACAAGAAAGUAUUGCUGUUAAACUUGAUUCUAAAUUAAAAUUAGAAAUUGAAAAAAAUAGAAAAAUGAUGAGACCAAUAAUAGAAACAAUCUUACUCUGUGGUAGACAAGGUAUUGCUCUUAGGGGACAUACAGACAGUGGUCCUAUUGAUUUAAGUUCUUUAUUCCUAUCCAAUAAUGAGGGAAAUUUCAGAGUAAUAUUAAAAUAUAUUCUUAUGAAUAGCAAAGAUGAAUUAAAAAAUGAUAUUGAAAAUCUUCCAAAAAAUGCAACUUACAUCAGUCCUGAUAUACAAAACGAAAUUAUAAAUACAAUAAACAGUUUAGUUAUUAAGAAGCUUGUUACCAAAAUAAAUCAGGCAAAAUGUUUUACAAUCUUGGCAGAUGAAACAACGGAUGUAGCUGGGAUAGAACAAUUUUCUAUGUGUGUUAGGUAUUUUGACAAAGAUACCAUCAAAAUAAGAGAGGAUUUUCUUCAAUUUGUACCAGUAACAGAUAUGAGUGGAAAAGGUUUAGCUCAAGUUUUGCUUGAAUGUCUUGGAAAUUUAGGAAUUAACUUAAAUUAUCUCAGAGGACAAGGGUAUGAUGGAGCUUCUGCCAUGCGAGGGCUAUUCAAUGGAGUGCAAGCAAUAAUAAAACAAUCUUACCCAUUAGCUUUAUAUAUACACUGCUGUAGUCAUUCAUUAAACUUAGCUAUAUCUGAUGCAUGUGAUGUAAAAUCAAUUCGAAAUGCUGUUGGAAUUAUUCAGACAGUUUGUAGUUUUUUUAACACGCCUAAAAGACAGGCUGUUCUGCAAAAUUCUGUGGAACAAAUUGCUCCGGAUUCAAAAAAAACUAAAUUAAAAAUGUUAUGCCCAACAAGAUGGGUCGAACGACAUGAAGCGAUAUUAGUAUUUUUAGAACUUUUUGAUUCAAUAAUUGACUCUUUAGAAACUAUUUCAACAUGGAUUGAUAGAGAAACGUCUUCAAAAGCAAGCAGUAUACUUUUCUCUUUAAAACAAGGAGAAACUCUACUUUCCAUACAUAUUCUUGCAAAAGUGUUUUCAUUAAGUAUGCCAUUAAGUCGUCAACUUCAAAAAGAAGACAUAGAUUUGUCCAUAUCAAUGGAACUUGCAGAUAAUGUUAUGAGUGCAGUAUGUUCGUUGCGUACUAAUGCUGCAAAAGAAUUUAAAAUGAUAUACAGUGAUGUUGAAAAAAAAUGUGAAUCAUUGGGGAUUAUAAUUUCAAUACCUCGACUAGCUAUAAACCGGACAAAUCGUUUAAAUAUUUCAACAGAAUCACCUGAGGACUAUUUUAGGAUUUUAAUUUUCAUACCAUUUUUAGAUAAUUUUUGUGAACAACUAAAUGACAGAUUUUUGAACCAUAAGUCAUUAUUAAAACAAUUUACUUGUUUAAUAAAUGCAAACGAGAAAAAUGAGACCGAAUUUAAAGAGCUUUUAAAGACUUAUUCUGCAGAUAUUGAAGCUGAUGAAGUAUCUGCAAUUGGCGAGUUUACAAUAUGGCAUCAACAGGUAAAAAACAAAAACCCUAAAAAUGCUACGGUAGCAUUCAUAAAUUGCAAUGAAGAAAUAUUCCCUACUGUUCAUCGACUUUUAAAAAUAUUGAUUACUUUACCAGUAACCACUGCAAGCAGUGAAAGAUCUUUUUCCUCAUUACGGCGCUUAAAAACAUAUUUGAGGAACACAACUGGUGAAAAUCGGUUGAAUGGCUUAGCAGUUAUGUAUAUUCAUCGGGAUUUAGUCGUAACCACUGACGAAAUAAUUGAUACUCUAGCUUUAAAAAGUAGACGCAUUAAAUUAAUUUAAUUAAAAAUAAUAUUUUUUUUUUGUAUCAAUUAUAAUAAUAUAUAUGUGUACAAUUUAAAUAUACCUAUGUAAAGUUAUCAAUUUUUUGUGUGUAUAAUUUUUUCAAUUGAUUUUGAAUAACACCCCCCCCCCCUUAGAAAUUUCUGGCUACG